GGCCCGAGGAGCUCGCGUUUUAGCAACUUGGAGCGAGCGAGGCGGCCGAGGGGAGGGCGAAAGUUUGCUUCCCCGACGUCAGCGCCGGGCGGGCCGCGGCGGCCGGGGGGCGAGGAGGCGGCGGGCAGCGGGGCCCGAGCGCGGGGCGGCCGGGGCGCGCUCGCUCCGACCCGCGCCUGCCACCCGCGCCGGCGACGCCGGGGCCCUCGCGGGCAUGGACAGCGCGGCCGCCGCCGCCUUCGCCCUGGACAAGCCGCCGCUGGGCCCGGGGCCGCCGCCGCCGCCGCCGCCCUCCGCGCUGGGGCCCGGCGACUGCGCCCAGGCGCGCAAGAACUUCACGGUGAGCCACCUCCUGGACCUGGAGGAGGUGGCGGCGGCCGGGCGGCUGGCGGUGCGCCCCGCGGCCAGGGCCGAGGCGCGGGAGGGCGCGGCGCGGGAGCCGUCCGGGGGCAGCAGCGGCAGCGAGGCGGCGCCGCAGGACGGUGAAUGUCCCAGCCCGGGGCGCGGCGCCGCCGCCAAGCGGAAGAAGAAGCAGCGGCGGAACCGCACCACGUUCAACAGCAGCCAGCUGCAGGCGCUGGAGCGCGUGUUCGAGCGCACGCACUACCCCGACGCCUUUGUGCGCGAGGAGCUGGCCCGACGCGUCAACCUCAGCGAGGCGCGUGUGCAGGUCUGGUUUCAGAACCGCCGGGCCAAGUUCCGCCGAAACGAGAGGGCCAUGCUGGCCAACCGCUCCGCCUCCCUGCUCAAGUCCUACAGCCAGGAGGCCGCCAUCGAGCAGCCCGUGGCUCCCCGGCCCACCGCCCUGAGUCCCGAUUAUCUUUCCUGGACAGCCUCGUCCCCCUACAGCACGGUGCCACCCUACAGCCCUGGAGGCCCAGGCCCUGCGACCCAAGGAGUCAACAUGGCCAACAGUAUCGCCAGCCUCCGUCUCAAGGCCAAGGAGUUCAGCCUGCACCACAGCCAGGUGCCCACGGUGAACUGAUGACCGGCCCCCCAGGACCCCGCUGCCUCCCUGGUCUAACAACAGCCAAGAGGGCAGACAUGAAAGUGACCUUGUCCUGUCCGCUGUCUCUAGGGCAGGCUGAUUGGGCUCUCCUGGCCCCUCUCUCCAGUCCAGACUGCUGGGCCCAAGAGGCUGCUGAGAUGCUGGGAGCCCUUUGUCUACAGCCGUGGGAGACCUUGGCCCAUGACCUUUGGAGGGGUUGGGCCAGAGAUGGAGAAGGAGCCCACCAAGGACUACAUUUAUUUUGUGUAUUAAAACCGAAAAGCUUUUUUCUUUAAGAAA
Lontra canadensis (Northern American river otter) is the source of this 1288-nucleotide messenger RNA. RefSeq names its product paired related homeobox 2 (gene PRRX2). The record is from RefSeq and is a predicted model, not a curated record. The coding region runs from base 215 to 985 and encodes 256 amino acids. NCBI's taxonomy places the organism in Eukaryota, Metazoa, Chordata, Mammalia, Carnivora, Mustelidae. Gene Ontology annotation, molecular function: DNA-binding transcription factor activity, RNA polymerase II-specific; DNA binding. The transcript is spliced from 4 exons. Gene Ontology annotation, biological process: regulation of DNA-templated transcription.